Orcinus orca (killer whale) is the source of this 9218-nucleotide messenger RNA. It is a transcript of the gene CCR6, whose product is annotated as C-C motif chemokine receptor 6. Gene Ontology annotation, molecular function: C-C chemokine receptor activity. NCBI's taxonomy places the organism in Eukaryota, Metazoa, Chordata, Mammalia, Artiodactyla, Delphinidae. Bases 6072 to 7199 code for a protein of 375 amino acids. The record is from RefSeq and is a predicted model, not a curated record. Gene Ontology annotation, cellular component: membrane. The transcript is spliced from 9 exons. Gene Ontology annotation, biological process: chemotaxis; positive regulation of dendritic cell chemotaxis; thymocyte migration.
GUUGCAGACAUUACUGAUCCUGAAGUAUCAACAAGCACAGUUGGAACUGAUGCAUGCGUGUUCAUGUGGAUUGACAGUAACCAGGCCCCAGUUGUGCUGACCUUGGUCCUGCCCCGAUGGCCGCCGCCUGCCUCUGCCCCUCGCCCCUCUUUCCUCGCUCCAGCGCCGCACAGCACCUGCGAGCUGCCAAGACAAACAAGCUGAGAUAACUAUGUGAACAGACCUGUGCUGCAAGAGAUGUUGCAGGAAGUUCUUCAGGCUGUAGAAAAUUACACCAGGUGGAAAUUUGGCUCUACACAGAGAGAUGGAGAGCACCAGAAACAAUAACAGAUCACCCAUGGGCCUGAAGACAAAACAAUUAGGACGUUUCGGGUGCUUGUUCCACGGGCUUUUGCUGGUUCAGAUGUGAGGCUGUGACUGCACCAUCUUCCCUGAGCACAGUGAAAUGUCCCAGAAACCAAAGGUCGUGAUCUGGAAGACAUUCUGAUUCCAGGGAAUGAAUGAAGAAUGGAAGUCUGGACUUGGAAAAAUCCUAAUAAAUCUUAAUGAAAAGUUUCAGAUUUUAGCGCAAAGCAGACACUUGGGAAGUAUUGGCCAAGUAACUGAAAGAAAAAUAUUUGAGGACAAUUUUAUUAUUUACAAGUUUUAUCAGACGGUUGGAGAGAGACACAGCUCAUGAGUUCACUAUUUUAGAUACCUUUUCAUAAGUGCUGUUAUGUUAGUAAACAUCUGAAGAAUGUCAAGGAGGCUGGAAAGGAAACUAUGGUCCAAGGUGGCAGGUUGAAAAACACAGACUGUGCUCGCUGGAGUUGUGUGGGGCACACCCUGUGUAACUCUGAACAGCAGUCCUUCUCAGCGUCACUUAUGUUUAAAUGAACAUUCAAGAGCCCUGGAGAGCUGUGAUGUGGAUACAGAGCCCAGGUGGGUUAAGGAAGGUGUCCCUGUGGGGUGUGGAUGGCAACCCAGACUGGAGAUCAGAACCAAAGCAAAGUGAGAGGGUAGCCACUCAGCAGGGCAGCGGUGGUGAUGGGAGAGUUGUUACGAAGAGGGAGGAUUGAUCAAAUUGGUAAAUAUUCUGAGGAUUAAUGGAAGCCAUGUUUCCCAUGGUCAGAGAAGGAAAUUAUAAAUGUGGAAAGAGUAGAAUGAAUCCUACUCUUGAAUCCUGCUGAUUUCAAAUUGGAGAUUUUGGUGAGAGUCGGGGUUUCAAUAUAUGUACAUAGAUGUACAUGUAAAUAUAGAUGUAUCAUACAUGUGUAUGUAUGUGUUUGCACUACCGUAUGUAUGUGUGUAUGUGUGUAUAUGUAAACAUAAAUACACUCUUUAGAUUUUUCCACCAAAAUCGGCUGGGAGCAGACACCCCUGUAGCAAUGAACAUGCUAGACCCAGCUAUUAGAUUCUAUGUUCCAUUCUCCACAGAAAAAAAAACCAGACUUGGAGAAAUGGCAGAUCCCAGGGCUGGGUGGGACUGGGAAAUUGCAAGAUGGGCUGAAACCAAGAAGUAAGGAAAUGCUCAAAUAGUGACAGGAUGUCAAAAGGAUAUUUUGGUCAAACCUGGAGAGACUUUUUUUUUUUUUGCGGAACGUGGGCCUCUCACUGUUGUGGCCUCUCCCGUUGCGGAGCACAGGCUCCGGACGCGCAGGCUCAGCGGCCACGGCUCACGGGCCCAGCCGCUCCGCGGCAUGUGGGAUCUUCCUGGACAGGGGCACGAACCCGUGACCUCUGCAUCGGCAGGCGGACCCUCAACCACUGCGCCACCAGGGAAGCCCUGGAGAGACUUUUACAUCAAAAUAAAUAAUGAUGUUAUUAUUAAUGAAAGUAAUAAUGGGUUAUUCAGUAACCUACUGAGCAAAAUAGGAAUCCGUGAUCCUGUUCUGACGUAAAUAAAUCGGGAGAGGAGAAAGCUUUUGGUAGCAGAAUGCCAGCCUUUCAGCGUGGAAGGACAGGUGGAUGGCAGCAUCACCAGCGGGUACACUCAUAACAAUAAGCAACCCAAGAAAUAUCCAGGUAUGCUAGAGCCGGCAGUGAAGGUCUGAUGAGGGUAGGGCUUAUUUGCAGUCUCAAAACUUCCCCUCAUACAGUACUUACUCAUUACAAAGGGAAAAGGAUGACUUCACAGUGGGGAAGUCUGGCAGAUACCACAUUCAUCACGUGAUCACAGUUAGUGCAAGCCGAGGGACAAGGCAUCUGGUAGGGCCCACUGGGAAGAGCACAGCACCAGCUCUGUGACAUUUCUGCCAGAACUCUGUAUCCUGUGUCUAGACGUAAGGAUACGCGAGACAAACCCAGACCGAGGACUGUUCUACAGUUGUCUGAGGUGUCAAGGUUGGGAGGCCAGGGAAAGACUGAGAAACAGAUUGUGAAGGAGACUUUGAGAACUAGGCGCAAUGUGAGAUUCUAGGUCAGAUCCUUUUGCCCUGAAUGACUUUAAUGGGACAAGUGGUGAAACUUGAAGGGUCUCCAAGGACUAGAUGGGGGGUGUGGAUCUGUGCACAGGAGCUAAUUCUUCCUGCCUCAGCAUCUCAACACAUCCUCAGCUCUACUUCCUAAGAGUGCAAUAUACAAAGUGGCCACAAAAAGUUUCUUUUAGGGGCUUCCCUGGUGGUGCAGUUUCAAAGACUAAUAUAUUACAGAAUAUCUUCUCUGAUCAAAAUAAAAUCGAAUUUUAGAAAUAAAUAAUGAUGUUUACAAAAGCCCUAAUUAUUUGAAAGUUCAACAAUAUGCUUCUAAAUAAUCCAUGAGUCAAAAAAGUUAUGAGAGGGCUUCCCUGGUGGCGCAGUGGUUGAGAGUCCGCUUGCCGAUGCGGGGGACACGGGUUCAUGCCCCGGUCCGAAGUUUCUUUUACAUUUUCUGCCCACUUAGAGACGUAAGGCAUGAUGAUGGUAAGGAAAAUGGAAAAAUACGGUGUCAGUAAAGGAGAGAAACAUAAAAGAGGAUUUGGAAGAAAUUAUUUAGUGGAGAGUAAGAAAUGAGAGAAAUAUGUUCAUCGGUUGAGUGGUUCAGCCAGUGGAAUCAAUAUUUUAUUUGUAUCAUCACUGUCCUUUUAACAUCAGACAUUUGGUGCUUUGAUUAACUUUUUAUUUUUAUUUAUUAAAAAUUUAAAAAUUUGACCAUAUGUUGGUUCUGAAGCACUAGCAUAUGGAAACAGGCAAAACCAAUGAAAACCUUGCCCUUGGCAGUUCCUAGCUGAAUGCCCUAAUGUGACAGCUGCUUAGAAAUUUAAUUCUAAGAAAUAAUGAGGUUAUGCUUGGGAAUGGUAAUGACUAUGUUCAGCUUCUUCAGAGUUUAAGACUUCACACUGGCACCUUUUCUCAGGAGAGGUGGGAGGGAAAGCAAGCAGAUGAAAGAUGGAGCCUUUUUGUUCUAGUCAUUGAAACUUUGCUUUUCAUUAAUAAUUAUGGCAAUCCAAUACAGACUAUGAGAUGCCAGCAGGCAAUAUUUCUAAACAAUUACAUCUUAAUAUGUAUAUUAAAGGAAUUACAUUGAGGAUUCGAAUGAAUAAAUCUUCAUGAAUUAUAUUCACACAGAAUCUCCAAAUUCCUUGCAUGUGGUAGCGUGUUCUCAGAUCUUCACAGUUCAGUUUUCUUUUUAGUAGUUGAUGGUUCUUAUUUAAAAAUCAUCUACAACAUUGUUCUUUUUGCUCUAUAGGAGGCAGAAUGUGGACCUAUUUUAUUCUUUCAGAAUUAAUGAAUUUUGUGAUUAGCACUGGUUUCUUCAGCAAACGUGAAAAAUUUUACUUCCAAAUGGCUGUUUUGUUUACUCUGCUAGGGUCCCGUUGGCAUCCUUUUAAUUAGGUGUUUCAAUAAACAAAGCCAAAACACUCAAUUGUAAAAUAUGUUUUGUACGUAUUGAAAAAAAGUAUGUAUUAAAACGGAAGGACACAUUUAUCCCAGGAUGAAACUCCGACAGUGUUUACAUGUUUCAUAAGUUCUGCAUAGUUUGGGGUUUGCUAGAAGCAGAAGCUGGAUUCUAAUGGAAGUAUUUUACAACCUGGUGGGUAGUCCAGGACCCUGGAGAGCGACCGAGGGCAGGGGGAGAGGGGCAGCCAAUGAGAGCAGUGCCGUCCUGCGAGGCCCCUUGCAGCAAGGACCCAUUGUGAGUAACUGGCUUGAUUCCCCUGGGAAACUCUGGCCCCCCACACACGGAGUGGGGCCACUCCUGUGGGUGCUGGUUCUGCAGCGCUUCCUGUCUGCUAUACUUGGGUCAGCAGGCUCUCGUUUCACAGAGAUUCCGGGCACAGAGGGAGGAUGCCUGAGGCUGGAAGCCUGGCCGCUGGAUUAGAAGGUCGAGGCCUGAGGGCACAUGAAGGGAACGCACGAUAUCUGCUUGAAAAUCACUUUCAAUUAUGUAGAAACAGUAAGCGUUAACUAAAACGUCUGGAUAAAUGAAUGUGGAAAAAAUCGUGUCGCUACAGCAUACGCUGGUCGAAUGAAUGUCUUAUUGGUGAUGAAAAUGUAAUUCUUAAACUUACCAGUGUUUGCUUCUUUCUUUCAAGCUGAAUGUCUUUGGCUCUUACUAAGUUUUUUUCAGCAAUGGCAAAUAUUGUCAAGAGCUAACUUACAUGUUUAUGAUGAUGAAAGAUGACUUCUUGGAAGGAAUAUUCAUGCUCUGCACAGUUCUCAGUCCUCUUGGGGGGAGUGGGAAUCAGAACAAGGUGUCUAUUAUUUUCUGAGCUACCGUGUCCUCAUCGGUAAGUGAGCACGAUGCUGAGGACCUCACAGGCUCUCGUGAGCACUAGAGACAAAGUAUAAAACGUGUGCAUACAGCGAGUGCCCCAUUGAUGACCAGGUUGCCACCCUAGCAGGCUGUCCCAGUUUUUUUUUUUUUUUAAAUGAAGAGUGAUAUCUUCCCACCCAACUAUUUAAUUAAUUAAUUAAUUAUUUUUUUAGAUGUUGGGAUUUUAUUAAUUAAUUUAUUUUUGCUGUGUUGCGUCUUGGUUUCUGUGCGAGGGCUUUCUCUGGUUGCAGCGAGCAGGGGCCACUCUUCAUCGCGGUGCAUGGGCCUCUCACUAUCGCGGCCUCUCUUGUCGCGGAGCACAGGCUCCAGACGCACAGGCUCAGUAGUUGUGGCGCACGGGCUUAGCUGCUCCACGGCAUGUGGGAUCUUCCCAGACCAGGGCUCGAACCCGUGUCCCCUGCGUUGGCAGGCGGACUCUCAACCACUGCGCCACCAGGGAAGCCCCUGUCCCAGUUUUAACGUGCAUUAUUUGCCCUGAUGAAAAAUUUCAAAAUUUGAGUGAAUUUUGGUUUCAAAGUGAUGAAGACUUGAACACCCAUUGAAACAGACAGUCUCCCGGUCAGCGGGCUUAUCAGUGAACCAAGGUCAUUCCUUUUGGAAGGAAAUGAGGAUGUGUGAAUGCAGGAACUUCUGAACGCCAUGAGUCUCCAGAGUUAUGGAGAUGAGGUGUGUGUCACAACGAUGCCUCUGCAGAACUGGUUGCUUCCUUGGAGGAACACGUGAGCUUGCAGUCGAUCCCGGAAGACUAAAAAGUAUUUCACAGACUAAUAAUUCUGAAACGAGAAAAAAACUUGUCUCUAAAAUUGAAAUUAUUAAGUGACCUAGUUGCAUCAGCUUGCCUUCCUUCCUCCAUCUUAUUUUUUACCUUCCUACGAUCUGAGGUGUAGCUGGAAGAAUGAAGCUUGUGGUGAGACGUUCACCACACCAGCCAGUGUGGGCAAAGUAAGAGCACGAGCGCAGGCACACGUGAGGCGCAGGCGCUGAGCCCGCAGCAUCAAGCCGCUUUACUCCGUAUGAAGGCCAGUGGCCUUGCGCUGGCGGAGAGAAGUCUAGAGAUUAAAGAAACCUGACGUUCAAGAAAGAAAACUCCUGUGGCUGUUCAUUUGCGGAACAAGAAGCUACUUCUUCACUGAAAGUGCAUCUGGUUAAGAGAAUCACACUGGUGCUGUGCUUUCCUGGGGUGUCAUGAGGGGCGUGUAACCGAACUGGGCACUUUGGAUCACGGCGUUUCUCAAGAUUCACUUCUCUCCUAUUCUCUCCGCUGUGAGCCAGAGGAGUUGAAAAUCCACUCCCCUUCUAGUCCAGGCCCGGACACUCUGCCCAGAUCAAGCACCACCAUGAGAGAGGAACCCAUGAAUUCCACCAACAUCUACGAUGCCAAUGAGGAUUAUUUUGGGUUGGCUAAUAGUUCAGAUUACUCACUCGAUGUUGAUAGCUUUCUAUGUUCCUUGCAGGAGGUCAGAAAGUUCUCUGGGCUAUUUGUGCCACUCGCUUACUCCUUGAUAUGUGUCUCUGGCCUCCUGGGCAAUAUUUUGGUGGUGGUCACCUUUGCUUUUUAUAAGAAAGCCAAGUCUAUGACAGACGUUUAUCUCCUGAACAUGGCCGUCGCAGACAUCCUCUUCGUCCUUACCCUCCCGUUCUGGGCCGUCAACCACGCUACUGGCGAGUGGAUAUUCAGCAACGUCAUGUGCAAACUGACCCGGGGCAUCUACGCCAUCAACUUUAACUGUGGGAUGCUGCUCCUGACCUGCAUCAGCCUGGACCGCUACAUCGCCAUCGUGCAGGCCACCAAGUCCUUCCGGCUCCGGUCCAGAGCCUUGGCCCACCACAGGAUGAUCUGUUUGGUCGUGUGGGUGGUGUCGAUCUUCAUCUCCAGCUCGACCUUCAUGUUCAACCAGAAAUACAAGCUGCAAGGCAGCGACGUCUGCGAGCCCAGGUACCACACCGUCUCCGAGCCAAUCCGGUGGAAGCUGCUGGUGCUGGGACUGCAGCUCCUGUUCGGCUUCUUCAUCCCGCUGGUGUUUAUGAUAUUUUGCUACAUGUUUAUUGUCAAGACCUUAAUUCAAGCUCAGAAUUCCAAAAGGCACAGAGCCAUCCGCGUGAUCAUAGCCGUGGUCCUUGUCUUUCUGGCUUGCCAGAUCCCACAUAACAUGGUGCUUCUCGUGACCGCCGUCAACCUGGGCAGGACGGACCGCUCGUGCAGCAGCGAGAGGCUGCUGGGCUACACCAGGAACGUCACCGAGGUCCUGGCUUUCCUGCACUGCUGCCUCAACCCGGUGCUCUAUGCCUUCGUCGGUCAGAAGUUUAGAAGCUACUUUCUGAAGAUCACGAAGGACCUGUGGUGCGUGAAGAGGAGGCAGAAGUCGCUGGGCUUCUCGUGCUCCCGGCUGCACUCGGACACCCUCACCUCCCGGCAGAACAGCGAGACCGCGGACAACGACAGCCCGUCCUCCUUCACCAUGUGACGCCACCCAGGCUCGGCGCGGACGGGCUAACAGGCAGGACAAAAAUGCAUGGGGCGUGUGGACAUGAAGCCAAAGCGAGGGGGGUCUUUCCUGCAAGGUCAGGGCUGCACGCGCUCGGGGUGCCAGCAGGCACUGACGGGCAGCAUCCCCCAAACUCAUUUGACGGGGAUGCUCUGUGCCCCCGUCCCUGCUGGCUGGCAUUCUGCAAAACAGGCUUUGGGAAAUGCUGAAUGAAAAUGAAUUGCUGACAAACGUGAACACUUUCAGGAAUAUUCACGAAGCAGCCCUAGACCACAAUUUCUUCUGGUCGUCGCAAAACAUCCCACGGCUUAAAAACCCAGAAUGGAUGGGCUUCCCUGGUGGCGCAGCGGUUGAGAAUCCGCCUGCCGAUGCGGGAGAUGCGGGUUCCUGCCCCGGUCCAGGAAGAUCCCACAUGCCGCGGAGCGGCUGGGCCCGUGAGCCAUGGCCACUGAGCUUGCGCGUCCGGAGCCUGUGCUCCGCAACGGGAGAGGCCACAACAGUGAGAGGCCCGCGUACCGGAAAAAAAAAAAAAAAAAAAAAGAAAAAACAAACGAAUGCCCUCGUGUAACUCGUUUUAGGCAGAAGGUUAAACGUCUUUCCAUCGUGAUGGUUACUGUUGGUGUCAUAAUAGCAAAAUGGGCUGGCCUGAGCUUUAUCUCAUUUCCCUGUGAAAAAGUGUGAGUUUUUUCUCAUUUCUCAAGCAUGAGCUCAUAAAAAAGCAGAAGAAAAACAAGCUCAGAGACAGAAGAGGUGGCUGCAUGAGCACUAGAGACACUUGUCACGGUGGAUAAGGCAGUUGAGGUUGUAACCGGCCGUCAGGAAGUGUAAGUUUGCUUCAUUUCCCUCUGUGACUGGAAAUUCUCCUCUAAAAAUCCAUUAGACUGCAUGCACUUAGCAUACAGAAGGGGCUUAAUAAUUAUUUGUUUACCAGAACACAAUAAAAUUGGAGCUUAUAGUGCAGUUUAAAGAGUUAGUCGUUUAAAUUUUUUUUUUUUAAUAAAUAGAGUACUUUUUUAAAAAGAACCAGGAAACUUUACUGAGACAAUAAUGUAAGAACUUUUGUUCAUUUCCAUCAUGGAGUUGAAGAAAGCUGUGUGGAGGGGACUCUGGCAGUGACGAGCUUCAAAUUAGCUUCUCAGAGAGCUUGGAUCACGUUGGCUUCUGCUGCAGUAAAGUGGUUUUACCUAAAGUCUGAGCUUAACUAUGGAAUCAGUUUUUAACAAAUCUCUUUGCGUUAAAAGUUCAUAGAACUCAAGUUUUGAAAGUGCUUUGUAAAUAUAUGAACCUAAGUGGAAAAGCAUCAACCCAUCUUACAAAAACACAAACACGGGAAUUCCCUGGCUGUCCAGUGGUUAGCACUCUGUGCUUUCACUGCUGAGGAACCAGACUCGAUCCCUGGUCGGGAAACUAAGAUCCCACAAGCCUUGAGGUGUGACCAAGCCAAACCAAACCAAACCAAACAAGCAAAGAAAAAACCCACCGAUGCUUAUUAGAAAAGUCCUGACAUGAGCUGCAAAGAUACUGACGUGUAUUUAACGUGUUAUCUGAAACUUGCUCUUGUUCUUACAUGCUUCAGCUACAGCUCUACACGAAAUUCAACAUGAUCUCUUAAGAUCCAAAGCCUGUAUUUUUAACACAUGGUUUUGGCUUUGCAAAAUAAAACUGUUCUGUGGGUGAAGUAGGAACUGUCUUCCAGUCUCAGGGCUCCGACUGGGAGACCCUGUGUUCAGGGGUCCCACGUCCUUCAAAUCUGUUAGCGUGUGACUUCAGAAAUCAAAGCAGAGGAGGCGUUACUCAGAUGCUUCUUUCGGUUUGACCAGAGCACUGAUGAGAUGUGUGAAAGCGUGUUUCAAAACCGGCACAGAAACAUCACGCUGACUCGGCGAAGCUGGAAUCAAGGUCUUCUGCAUCUCCGUCUCCAGAGGAGUGAAACUUGCUUCUUUAUGCAAUAACCCUUUGCAGAUUUCAGCCAUAGUGAAUAAAGGUGUUUCUAAAAUG